GCCCAACUCAGAUCAGAAUGGUUUUCCUGUUCCCAGUUGCAUCCUCCUCGGUGGUAGAAUUGUUUGAUUUGCACUUGCUCUUCCUUGCGCUGAUUGCUGCUUUCCUCGAUCGAUUCAUCUCCGGCGAGCGCGUCGCUUUUCCGUCAAAAGGGUACCUCUGCGAUCUCUCAGAAUGCUUAUCCCAAGAUUUCUGCUGAAAGUUGUGAUCCAACCACAGCUAAUAAUUGGGUGACAUUCAUUCUGCUGCCAGCAAUUGGGCUUGGAAGCUCUGUGUUUACGCCAUUAUUGUGUGUCUGAGUUAGGGGUCAGGUGGAAGGAGGAAGGUAGAAAGUGCAUAACCGAGCUUUGGAGCUUCUGACAUGUCGGCUCUCUUCAACUUCCAUUCGUUUUUAACCGUGGUGUUCCUCGGAAUCUGUACAUGUGCCUACGUGAAGAUGCAAUUUCCGUCUAUUCUUGCGCAAAGAACGGGGUUUCGUGGUUUCUUUUGGAAGGCAGCUAGGAUAGGUGAGCGCCUCAGCCCAUGGAUUGCAGUAGGAUGCUUUUCGAUGGGCGUGUCAGUGAUCUUCUUCUGACAAAUUCUAAUAUUACCUGAUGCAACCGGUGAGGAGUAUGAUUAAGCCGAAAUGAGUGCAGUGGAUGGCUUAGACCCAACAGGGACACAGGCAAUGACAUAUACUGUGAGCUUGAUCUUCACUCUCCUCAGCACCAGAACCUUUUCUUCGCCCCAAGUAAUAACAGAUAAGAUUAUCCUCUUGAUCGGUCUCUUCUCCUUGCUCUCCUCUUCUGCCUUCUCUGCAUCUUCUUCGCUCUCUUCUUCAUCUUCUUCUCCGUCCCAGUGAAGGGGAUAGCUCCUUAAGAAAGUCCUUCUGUUGUUAUAGUCUUCAUAGCGGAAACUCCUCGUUUUCAGUUCACUUGGCUCCAUGCCCAUUGCAAUCACUGCUUAAUUUUGCCCACCUUUCUCGAGUGUUAUAUGGGGGGGAAGUGGAUGAUAGAGUGAUAGAGGCAGGAUUUAUUUUUUAAAAGAAAGGGAGCUUAGGGACUUAGAAAAUGAAAGAAGAGUGAUGAUCUGUUCGAUAUGAAAAGGAUGUCUAAAUCUUGUGUUUGGCUUGAGUGUUCUGCAAGGACGUGCUUUGAUUUGUUAAUAACUUAAUAAUUCUUCUUGUUGGUUAUGUCAAUCCUAAGGUUACCAUGUUCUCUUGCUCA
This is a messenger RNA of Punica granatum (pomegranate), 1203 nucleotides long. The record is from RefSeq and is a predicted model, not a curated record. NCBI's taxonomy places the organism in Eukaryota, Viridiplantae, Streptophyta, Magnoliopsida, Myrtales, Lythraceae.